Rana temporaria (common frog) is the source of this 719-nucleotide messenger RNA. It is a transcript of the gene PGBDF, whose product is annotated as chromosome 4 C17orf50 homolog. The record is from RefSeq and is a predicted model, not a curated record. Bases 125 to 499 code for a protein of 124 amino acids. The transcript is spliced from 3 exons. NCBI's taxonomy places the organism in Eukaryota, Metazoa, Chordata, Amphibia, Anura, Ranidae.
CGGCAACUCUACUCCUCAUACUGAAGGACCCGCGCUGCCAGCCACAGCUCAUCAUCCUAUCUGAAGACUACUGAACUACGCAGGCAGGUUUGUGCUAUUUAGAGGGACAGGACGAACACUUACCAUGAGUGGACAGAAUAAGAAGCAAGUGAAUGGCGACAAGGCGAUGAACACAUGCGUGGACAGAAGUGCUAGAAAGAAGAGGGAACGCAUAAUUAGGAAGAAGAUUUCAUCCUUGGCUGUGCUCUGUGGAUCCCUGAAGACUCACAAAGGAAAGACACAUGCACAAGAAGACAAGAAGAAGCCAUUGUGUAGAGCUGGACACAAAGAGCACAAAAUGAACCAUGAGGAAUCAUACUGCGGCCAGCUGGAGCGUUCCAGGAAAAUGUGUGCACAGUGUGAGAUCAUAACCUGCAAGAAAUGCGACACUUUGCACGCAGAUUCUCUCUUUGUAGCACACAGCUUGCUUGAUCAUUAUGACCACAGGGGUUUCAUUUAAAAAGGUAUGUAAAGGUACUUUUUUUUUUUAAGUUUUGUAUAGAGAAGGGAAGGAUUAGACACCCUGUUAUAUAAUACUGUCCAUUUCUUCGCUGGUGGGAUUCCCUUUUUUUGUUCUGGUCAUCAUGGUCAUGGUCAUCAAGACAGAAAAUGGUGGAAAUUCAAAAUGUUAUGCCGCGUACACACGAUCAUUUUUCGGGAUGUAAAAAAUUAAGUUUUUG